This is a messenger RNA of Ictalurus punctatus (channel catfish), 5061 nucleotides long. Its product is annotated as NACHT, LRR and PYD domains-containing protein 7. NCBI's taxonomy places the organism in Eukaryota, Metazoa, Chordata, Actinopteri, Siluriformes, Ictaluridae. The transcript is spliced from 11 exons. The record is from RefSeq and is a predicted model, not a curated record. Gene Ontology annotation, molecular function: protein binding. The coding region runs from base 1551 to 4310 and encodes 919 amino acids.
AAAGCGUAGGGUGCCGAUACUUUCGAGUGCUGGACGCUAAGGGCGGCAAUACUUUUGAGAGCCGACAGCGUAGGGCGCCAAUACUUUCAAGAGCCAGACAGAUGGGGCGCCAGCAUUGUUAGAGCCAGCUGUGUAGUGCGCCAAUACUUUUUAGAGCCAGCCGUCAAGGGCGCCAGUACUUUUGAGAGCUGGCCGUGCGGGGUGCCAAUACUUUUGAGCGCCAGCCAUGCGGGGUGCCAAUACUUUUGAGCGCCGGCCGGAUAGGGUGCCGAUAAUUCUGAGAGCCGAACAGAUCGUGUGCCAAUCCUUUUUAGAGCCGAACGUGUACAGAGGCAAAACUUUUAGAGCUUUCUCCUUAGAGGGCCAAUACUUUCGAAACUCAAUGCAAGUCUAUGGGAAAUUUUCAGAAUUUGAGCUUCCGUACCGGGAAUUCCGGCAUUCCGAUCGCUUAUAAAAGUCAUAGCACACCUCUGCUCAAUAAGCCGAUCGAUUCAACACCUCACCCGUCGAUCUCCGACAAACGGUGCGGGACUAGUUACGUUCCAAAAAAAAGUGGACGAAGAAUAAUAAUAACUGGAACGGUACAUUUCCUGAAGAAAAUGUGAGUGGUGCUUGCGUUGGCGAAACAGGGACGGGUGCCAAUACUUUCGAGAGCCGACAGCGUAGGGCACCAAUACUUUCCAGAGCCGGACAGAUAUGGCACCAGCAUUGUUAGAGCCUGCCGUGUAGUGCGCCAAUACAUUUUAGAGCCGACUGUCAAGGGCGCCAGUACUUUUGAGAGCUGGCCGUGCGGGGUCCCAUUACUUUUGAACGCCGGCCAGAGAGUAAUAAUAAUAAUAAUAAUUAUUAUUAUUAAGUAUGCAAGGGAACAAUAUUAGUGCUUUUGAAAGCACCACUAAUUAAAUGAUCCAUAGAAUUAACCUGCAUAAAAAAUGACGAUGUCUGCAUAGUUUUUCUUCAAAGUGUACUUUCAUUGUACUUGAAAAUUGAGGUAUAAAGUAUUUGUCCACUUGAACAUUUACAUCUGACCGUUAACAAUAAAAAUUCUGUGCAGAGCUAUCAUAUUUGUAGAAUUUGAUGUUGAAUAUUCGGUCACUGAAUACUUCUCUCUUUCUCUCGUUGUGUAUUGAGUAUUGAUGCUGCAAAAGAAGACGGAUCUUUUGGUAGGCUGGUUAAUGAUGACCACAAGCACCCAAAUGGCAGAAUGCAGAAGACUGAAGUGGAUGGAAGCCCACAUCUUGGUCUGUUUGCUUUAACAGACUUUAAAGAAGGUGAUGAAUUACCUGCAAUUACGGAGGAGGAGUCUGGCCUUGGCGUAGCAAGGCCUUUGCUCGAUGGAUCAGAAAGCUGUCUGAAAACAAACCAUAUCCUACCUCACUGCCCCUCCCCCUCUGCAGAAUAAACGGUUAGGAAGUGAAAGUGAAAGUCAGUCUCCAUUUUGUGUGGAGGGGAAAAUACAGCAUUUCAGGAGUAAAAACACAGGUUUGAUUUAACACACCGGUGUUGGAGUGAAGUAAACGUGUGUCCUGCUGUAAUCUGGAGAAGGAGACAUGACCUCCAACAUGAGUGUGUCUGGAGAACAGGACUUAAAGAGAGACGAGAGAAUGAUGAAGAGAAAGAGAUCAGACUCACCAGAACCCAGCUGUGUGUCCAUGAAGAGUGACUGGUCAAUGGAGCGUCCAAUUCACUUCAGAGACGGAGCCAGUUCUCCUGAUGUGAGACCACAACAGAAGAAAUCAAACCUCAGCAGAAAUCAGCUGGACUCCAUAUUCAAGGAGCUGGAACACAAAGUCAUCACUCUGAUAAAGAAUGAGCUGAAGAGGUUUAGGAAGCUCCUGAGUCCAGAUUACCCAGCAUGCACUGAGAGGGAGGUGGAGGAUGAGGAGGAUCUGCACAGUGUCAGCGAGGGAGCGCUGAAGAUCACACUGCACGUCCUGAAGAACAUGAACCACACAGAUCUCACUAACACACUGCACAACAAGUCUGUGGCCUCUGUGUAUCAGCCAAAGCUGAAAUCCAGCCUGAGAGAGAAGUUUAAAAGAAUUAAUGAAGGAAUCUCACAGCAUGGAAGCUCAGCACUUCUGAAUGAGAUCUACACAGAGCUCUACAUCACAGAGGGGUGGAGUGGAGACGUCAACAAUGAACAUGAGGUGAGACAGAUAGAGACAGCGUCCAGGAGACCAGCAGCACAGGAGACACCCAUCAAAUGUAAUGAUCUCUUUAAAGACAAGUCCAUCAGAAGAGUGCUGACUAAAGGAGUUGCUGGAAUUGGAAAAACAGUCUCUGUGCAGAAGUUCAUUCUGGACUGGACUGAAGGAAAAGCAAAUCAGGACGUCACCUUCAUGCUUCCACUUCCCUUUAGAGAGCUGAAUCUGAUGAAGCAGAAACAUCUCAGUCUGAUGGAUCUUCUUCAUCACUUUUUCCCUGAAAUGAGAAAACUACAAUUAAUAGACUCCUACAAAGUCCUGUUCAUCUUUGAUGGUCUGGAUGAGUGUCGACUUCCUCUAAAUUUCCAGAAGAAUGAGAGACUGUGUGAUGUGACAGAGUCAGCCUCAGUGGAUGUGCUGCUGACGAACCUCAUCAAGGGGAAUCUGCUUCCCUCUGCUCUCCUCUGGAUAACCUCUCGACCAGGAGCAGCCAAUCAGAUCCCUCCUGAGUGUGUAGACCAGGUCACAGAGGUACGAGGGUUCAGUGAUCCUCAGAAAGACAAGUACUUCAGGAAGAGGAUCAGUGAUCAGAGCCUGGCCAAUAAAAUCAUCUCACACAUGAAGUCUUCAAGAAGCCUCUACAUCAUGUGCCACAUCCCAGUCUUCUGCUGGAUCUCAGCCACUGUUCUAGAGAGAAUGUUGGGUGAAGCAGAGCGUGGAGAGAUCCCCAAGACUCUGACUCAAAUGUUCACACACUUCCUGAUCUUUCAGAUCAAACACAAGGACCAAAAGUACCAUCAGAAAUGUGACCCUGAUCCUCAGCAGACCAGAGAGAGUAUCCUGGCACUGGGGAAACUGGCUUUCCAACAGCUGGAGAAAGGAAACCUGAUCUUCUAUGAGGAAGACCUGAGAGAGUGUGGCAUUGAUGUGAGAGAAGUGUCGGUGUACUCAGGAGUGUGUACCCAAAUCUUCAGAGAGGAGUUUGGGCUUCACCUGGGGAAGGUGUUCAGCUUUGUACAUCUGAGUGUUCAGGAGUUUCUGGCUGCUUUAUAUGCAUUUUUCUCCUUCAUCAGCAGAAAUGUAACAGAACAACCAACCACUGAUCUGUCUGAUCUUCUCAACAAGUCAGACAUGUCUGAUCUCCUCAGGAGUGCAGUGGACAAGGCCUUACAGAGUGAGAACGGACACCUGGACCUGUUCCUCCGCUUCCUUCUGGGUCUCUCACUGGAGUCCAAUCAGACUCUCUUACGAGGCUUAAUGCCCCAGACAGGAAGCAGCUCUCACAGCAAAGAGGAAACAGUCGAGUACAUCAAGGAGAAGAUCAGGGAGAAUCCAUCUCCAGAGAAAUCCAUCAAUCUGUUCCACUGUCUGAAUGAACUGGAUGAUCAUUCUCUAGUGCAGGAAGUACAGCGUUACCUGAACAGAGAAGGUCACAGUCGUCUCAGUGGAACCAGACUCUCUCCUGCUCAGUGGUCAGCUCUGGUGUUUGUGUUACUGAACUCAGAUCAGGAGCUGGAUGAGUUUAAUUUGUGGAAAUAUUACCCAUCAGACGAAUGUCUUCUGAAGCUGCUGCCAGUGGUCAAAGCCUCCAGAAGAGCUGUGCUGUGUGGGUGUGAUCUGACAGAGGAAAGCUGUAGAGUUCUGUCCUCAGUUCUCAGAUCAAACUCCUCCAGACUGAGAGAACUGGACCUGAGUGACAAUAACCUGCAGGAUUCAGGAGUGAAGCUGCUCUCUGCUGGACUGGAGAAUCCACACUGUACACUGGAGAUACUGAGGCUGUGGGGGUGUAAUCUGACAGAGGAAAGCUGUAGAGUUCUGUCCUCAGUUCUCAGAUCAAACUCCUCCAGACUGAGAGAACUGAACCUGAGUGUCAAUAACCUGCAGAAUUCAGGAGUGAAGCUGCUCUCUGCUGGACUGGAGAAUCCACACUGUACACUGGAGAUACUGAGGAUGUGGAACUGCAGGAUUACAGAUGAAGGUUGUGCUGCUCUGGCUUCUGCUCUGAGGUCAAACUCCUCAUCACACCUGAGAGAACUGAAUCUGAACGGUAAUAAUCCAGGAAAAUCAGGAGUGAAGCUGCUCUCUGAUCUACUGAAGGAUCCACACUGUAACCUGGAGACACUACACAUUAAGGGUAAUAAACUCACCAGGACUGGCGUAUGACGGGAGUCUCACCUCAAACCUCUUCUCCAGGAUAAAGCAGUCUUGGUGAAGAGUUAGAACCCGUCCCACAUUUCCAGCAGUUUGGGAGCUGAAUCAUUAAACUUAAAGGGGCAGAGCAGAAACAAAGUCAAGAACAGGGAGAAGGUCGUACACAGGAGAAAUCAACACACGUAACCAAAUAUCUGCUGUACAAAGCAACGGCACCGAUCUGCCCCGGGGAUGGAGACUGACGAGGCUUAAGUACUCGUCCGGAAUUGUACAGCCAACUCAUCCCAAAGCACGAGGCGGGAGCAGGCAUGUACGAGAUGUGAUCGUCCAAUGGCAAGCAGGAACAUGACGCAUUGCAGUGAACUGGGCUUAAAAGAGGAGGAGACAAGACAUCCAUCCCUCCCCCGACAUAGACACACGAAUGGAACAUAGUACAAACAGAAAUACAACUGAGGACGUAACAAUGGCCACGUAUCAAAUAAAAUGUAAACGUGCAUUGAUGAAGGUAAUGUUGUUAGUAAUUGUUUAUAAAUUACCAUGGUAACACAGAGCUCCAAGGUAUAAAAAUAUGGAGUUUGUCAUCAACCAAACAGUAACCAGUUUUAAUACCUAAAAAAGUUUACGUAGCCAAAUUUAGCAAAGCGCUUUACAGUAAAUUAAAAUGUAAAAUUAAACUAAUGAAAUGUUGUGCAGCACAUGCUUAUGUUAAUGUUUGUUUCAUUAUAUGAUCAUAUAAAUAAAUAAAUAAAUACUCCCAAAAUCA